CACGCUUUUCCACACCUGCAUCUCUCCCCUUACUCUAACUAGAAUCACUCCUAGAUAUAUCACCUGACUGUCAGUCUGGCUCAGCUGUAGCUAACGCGGCUGGGAUCAUUCAUUGACCGUAACGAUCGAGCCAGGUGUUGACUAGUGAAUAAAUCUUGACGCAUCUGCCAGGUUUACGAGUUUGCUGUCGAGAAACUGCACGCUGAAGCUGAAUCAGGCAGUGUCAGCUCGAGUCAGGAGAAAUCCCUAGUCAUUGAUCCGAGGUUUUGGACGUGAGGAUAAGGAGAAUGCGGAGGUGGUUGAUUCAGAUUCCGCUGUCGAACUUGACUCCCGUAAUCCAGGCAUAUGCUGCUGAUCGAUCGUUGUUAGAGGCAAGAGAACACUGACGGUGCAUACCACCAACACUAACACUACCAUCCAGCUGGCACCACCAGCUCCCGAAGGCCGCCAUGAACUACAGAGGACUAGUCAUCGCGUGCUUCUAUGGGGGUAUGUCCGUGGCCAGCGUGUUCAUCAAUAAGGCCAUCUUCCACGUGUACCACUUCAACCACCCGUACACGCUGGUUCUCGGCCAAACAUGCUUCACGCUCGUUCUCUUACUCGUGAUGCGACGCUUCCGGGUCAUCCGCCUGGCCCCGUUUCAAUUCUACGUCUUCCAGCGGGUCUUCCUCCUCUCCUUUGCCUUUCUUCUCAAGCUUCUUCUAGACAUGUCCGCCCUCGCAAGAGUCAACAUCCCCAUGUACGGCGUCCUCAAGUCCUCCACCACGCCCUUCGUCCUCCUCCUAGACUACUUCCUCCGCUCGAAAAAGGCGUCCACUAGAAUUCAGCUAGCCGUCUACCUCACCACUGCAGGCGGAUUUAUUGCAGGCUUAGGUGAUCUAACCUUUGACCUACCGGGGUACAUCCUAGCUCUUUCGUCCGCGUUAGCGACAGCCGCGUACGUCGUUAUAGUGGGGAAGCUCGGCGAGGAGCUACAGCUGGAUUCGUUCACUCUGCUUCUGUACAACAACUUCUGGUCGCUGCCGUUUUCGAUUCUGUUAGUGGCGUGGAACGGCGAGCUGGUGGCGGUUAGGGAGGUGCUCCACCCGAAGACGUUCAUGUUCCUGUUUUACUUCGUGCUGUCGUGCGCGUCCGCGUUCAUUCUCAACCUCGCCACGUACCUCUGCACGCUCGUCAACGACUCGCUCACCACCAGCAUCGUUGGCCGGACCAAGUCCAUCCUGCAAGGCCUUGGUGGGCUCUUCGCGUUCGGAGAUGUGCUGCUGAGUCCCACAAACCUGCUCGGUUUACUGGUGAACUCAUGUGGAAUCGGGUGGUACGCAUAUGAGAAGUUCCUGGAGGCCAAGAGGAAAGCCAUGUAUCUGGGGUCGCCAGCACGGUUAAAGGGCAGCCGCCCCACCACUGACACCAUGACCAUCACCAGAGACGGCUCGCAGGUAUCGCUAAUCUACACUGGCAAAGAAGGAGAUGACAGAGAUUCGAGAAAUGGCCUAGUUUGAGUGUAAGGAGAGAUCUUGUCACAAGCACUAGUUUGCCCAUUCAUGAGGGGAGCAGAUAAUGUUAACAGGCAUACUAAUAGAGCCAAAUAUUUCUGAGGCGCCUUGUAAGGGUUUAUGUUCAAGUUAUCACAAGGCAGAAUCAUUAUUAGCCUUAGUACUAGAUGAUUUGUCCAUUCCAUGU
Messenger RNA from Closterium sp. NIES-67, 1680 nucleotides. NCBI's taxonomy places the organism in Eukaryota, Viridiplantae, Streptophyta, Zygnematophyceae, Desmidiales, Closteriaceae. The record is from the annotation of a GenBank genome assembly.